Messenger RNA from Dioszegia hungarica, 1839 nucleotides. RefSeq names its product fungal-specific transcription factor domain-containing protein. Gene Ontology annotation, molecular function: zinc ion binding; DNA-binding transcription factor activity, RNA polymerase II-specific; DNA binding. Lineage: Eukaryota; Fungi; Basidiomycota; Tremellomycetes; Tremellales; Bulleribasidiaceae. The transcript is spliced from 10 exons. The record is from RefSeq and is a predicted model, not a curated record. Bases 1 to 1839 code for a protein of 612 amino acids. Gene Ontology annotation, biological process: regulation of DNA-templated transcription; DNA-templated transcription.
AUGGCAUACGACACCACUGACGCUUCAGGCUGUGGAGCCUGUCGACGCGGUAAACGUCGAUGCGAGCCCACUCCCCUCGUUCCCGCUUCCCAUCCCGACGCGGCCAAGCUCCCUUGCGCCCGAUGUCGCCGCUUCGCCCUAGAAUGCGUCCGAAUCCAGGUCCCACGUCGGAAAGGUCCGGCCAAGGUCGAUCUGUCGGCUUAUUCAGACGCUGUCAAUGGGUUCGCUCCGCCGAGUACCGGGCAUUCCGGGGGUAGCGGAGCCGAGCUCGGGUUGUUGGAGAUGUCGGCGACGCCAGCUCAGCCUCCGGGGCCGACGCCGCUCUUCACGCCGACAGUGUCUGGCGGGAUUGGUGCAGGAGGGAGUGGCGGAAUACAGGAAUGGCCAGGGCCGGUAGAUAGGAGGAGGAGCAGUGCGAUGAGUGGGGAUGACCCAUCGCCUGUCAUGCCGGGUCUGACUAGAGCAUCCAGCUCUCAUCUUGCGCCGAUACCCGACAGCUUGGACCAGGUGACGGACGGCACCACUGUCAAUACCAUCAUCAAGCUUUUUUUCGACUAUGUCUAUCCGCUUACGCCGUGCCUGCACCGCCCGACCUUCCUCGCGGACCUCGCUGCGCGGAGAGACAAGACCGACCCCAUCUUUUUCGCGCUCACACUGACCGUCCUCGCAUCGACGCUCGUCCAGGUCCCGCGAAACCUGAUCAAUAUGGACAAGGAGGAAGUGGAGCAUCUAGCGAGGGUGUGCGUGAAGGUCGCGAGGGCGAAGAUUGGGUUUGUGUUUGAGGAGAGCAUACCGGUUGAGAUCAGCUUUAUUGUGAUCUCAUAUUUGGAGGGCAUUGUCCAUCUGCUAUUAGGGAACAACACCGCCCAUGUUAUGUGUACGGCGAAUGCGAAUCAGCUCGCUCUGGCGAUGCGGCUGAACGAAGAGGCGAGCUAUGAAGGCCUCGACCCCAUCGAAUCAGAAAUCAGAAGACGGACGUACUGGUUGCUCUUUCAAGCAGACAAGAGUGCGGCGUGUAUGCGCGCUCGGACGAUCAAUCUCCGGUUGGAGGAUGCUGCUUCACUGAGACUACCGGCCGAAGUGGACGACGAGCAGAUCACCCACGGUGGGAUUACAAUGCAGGCGCCGGGCCGGACCUCGAUCAUUGCUGGUUUUAACGUCGUCACCAACCUUUUCAGGAUCAUGAAUGAUGCUCUGCUGCUCCAGCGCCGUAAAGCCCCGCCUACAGUUGACAGUAUCCUCGCGGACUUGCAGAAUGUCAAUAACCUGCGGGAGAAGGUGAUUGACACGACCAAGCAUGUGGCGCCAAAGCUGCAAUUGCAUAAUACCAUGGAUUCGAGGGUAUCCAGCCCCGCACACGACUGGGAAGCCAAGCUCGAAGCGCGUUUCCUCGACUACUUUCACUCGGCAGGCGACGGCCCCUCUGUCCCCAUCCUCAACUCCUUUCUCGUCCUACAGGGCAAUAUCCUCGUCACGCAAUCGGUCGUCCGGCUCGUUCUCCUGCACUCGAAAGAAGCCCUCUUGUCGCAAUUGGCGGCAAUCACGCAGAUGCCCGCGGUGGGGCUGGGGAAUCUGGCGGGGAUGCAAGCGACCGAGCCGGCCGAGGAUAUCGCGUGUGAGCUGUUGGAUGGGCUAAAUAGUUUGCCGGUGGAGUGUGUGGCUACGAAUGGGCCGUCGUUGGUGCAAAAGGUCCGCUUUGUCGCUAUUCAGCUGAUGGAGUGUUCGAUUGCGCCAUCGAGUACUACGGCGAGAGCGCAGAAACUCCUCAUGCAGUUCUUGUCGGUACUGAGCGUGAUCGAGGGGAUGUACACAUUCGGGCGGGAUAUUUCUGCGGAAUGA